ACGCCCCCAUUUGCCCUGGCUCCAGCGCCGCGGACAGGGUGCAGCCCCCUUUGCCGCCGCCGCCACUCUCGCUGCUGCUCCGGCUGGGCAUCUGGAGCCUGUCGGAGCAGACUGCCAGGAUGGCCAUGGGGAUGCAAGAACAGUACGAGCCGGUGGCGGAAAUCGGCAUUGGAGCCUACGGCACCGUCUUCAAGGCCCGCGACUUGCAGAGUGGCAAAUUCGUGGCCCUUAAGAACGUGCGGGUGCAGAACAGCGAGAACGGGUUGCCACACUCGACAGUCCGUGAGGUGGCCCUGCUGAAACGCCUAGAGCACUUCGACCACCCGAAUGUUGUGCGGUUAAUGGAUGUUUGCACAACGACACGGACUGAGCGUGAGACCAAAGUGACACUGGUCUUUGAGCACGUGGAUCAGGAUCUCAAAGCAUAUUUGGACAAAACACCACCUCCUGGCUUACCUGGGGAGGUAAUCAAGGACAUGAUGCAUCAGUUCUUGAGUGGCUUGGAUUUCCUGCAUUCAAACUGCAUUGUUCACCGUGACCUCAAGCCAGAAAACAUCCUGGUGACCAGCUCUGGUCAAGUCAAGCUGGCUGACUUUGGCCUGGCUCGGAUAUACAGCUGCCAGAUGGCUCUGACACCAUUGGUUGUCACCCUCUGGUACCGUGCUCCAGAAGUGCUGCUGCAGUCAGCCUACGCUACCCCUGUGGACUUGUGGAGUGUUGGCUGCAUCUUUGCCGAGAUGUAUCGAAGGAAGCCUCUCUUCUGUGGCAACUCGGAAGCUGACCAACUGGGCAAGAUCUUUGAUCUGAUUGGUCUCCCGUCAGAGGAGGACUGGCCACUGGAUGUCUCGCUGCCCCGUUGUGCCUUCGCUGCCCGCUCACCACAGCCCGUUGAGAAGUUUGUGCCAGAAAUAGACCCUGCAGGGGCCCAGCUGCUUUUGGAAAUGCUGACAUUCAACCCACUGAAACGUAUCUCUGCUUUCAAAGCACUGCAUCAUCCUUACUUCCAGGACAGGAGUGCAGGUGAAGGGUAACAAUGCAGAUCCCUUGCAUGGGGGGGAAAAGACUACAUGAAAGACAUUGUGUAUACUUGUGUGUGUAUGAGGAUAAGUUGCAUCCAGCCACAAUCAGACCAGUUUUCAAACCUCCUGGCUGUGCUGGCAUUGAGGGAGCCAGAAGUCAGAGCUGUUGCUGACAUUCAUGAAGAAUAUGAAGUGGUGCACUUUUCAGGAAAUGCAAGGAUGAAAUCCUUCCCACCUUGGAAAUGUGAGGAUUCAGCUAGCAUCUCUGCGCCACCAUGUGCACACCCGCUGUUCCUGGGCUGAUCCCCAGUGAUGUUCUUGAAGGUCAGUUUGUGUUUGGGAGAGCCCCAGUUUGAGGGAUCUCACUGAGUCAUCUGUGGGCUCUUUGCCAAAGGUCUUUCUUCCAAUUUCCUUUUUUAAAAAAUACAGAUUUUUUUUUUAAAAAAAGCCAAUAGUUUACACACAAUAAUGUUGCUGCCUUAUCACAUUCCAGUGGCUAAAAGUUUGACACUAAAGCCUUGCCUUAACUUGUUACAGAGCUCCCAUGAAAAUUAGGAGCAAAGGAUAUUUUUAUAUAAAUUUUCAGAAUUAGUAUUUUUGUUCUGAAUUGCCAAGACACUGGUCAAGACAGACCGAAGUUAUUCAGUAUCUUCACACAGGACAGGUGCUCAAAUGGAGAGCCACUGCAUCUAUGUGAAUCCAGCUGUUCAUAUGAAACAUUUUUCUUACCUAAAUAAACAAAAAGCUUCUGAAAGUGAUGAAAUUUCAAUAAAGACUGUGGGAUGGGGCCCAUAAAAUGUCA
This is a messenger RNA of Pogona vitticeps (central bearded dragon), 1821 nucleotides long. It is a transcript of the gene CDK4, whose product is annotated as cyclin dependent kinase 4. The record is from RefSeq and is a predicted model, not a curated record. Gene Ontology annotation, biological process: G1/S transition of mitotic cell cycle; regulation of gene expression; regulation of G2/M transition of mitotic cell cycle. Gene Ontology annotation, cellular component: cyclin-dependent protein kinase holoenzyme complex; cytoplasm; nucleus. Lineage: Eukaryota; Metazoa; Chordata; Lepidosauria; Squamata; Agamidae. Gene Ontology annotation, molecular function: ATP binding; cyclin-dependent protein serine/threonine kinase activity; cyclin binding.